AUGCCAAAGUUAAACUUUACAGUCAAAUAUAAUGACCAUCACAAGUUUAACAAAGAUCGGAAGUAUUCUGGACCGUUACCAGGAGUUGAUGAUCAACGAAUACGACGUGUUCCAGAUGUGCUUGAACCGUUACAUUAUCAUAUUCGUAUUCAACCAUAUUUUCCAACCGAAAAAGUACCUGUUCCAGAAAAGGAUAAUAUGACGUUUGAUGGUGAGACGACAUUCAUAUUUCGGGUGAAAAACAGUACAAAAAACUUCGUUCUUCAUUCCGUUGAAUUGGACAUUAGUAAAACAGAAUUAUACGACGAAAAUGCUACACUAAUUCCAUCAACACUAACGUAUAACAAUACAUUUCAACAAAUUGUAAUUAAACCAAUAGAUCAUAUUCCUGUAGUAGGAAAGAAAUAUAUUUUACACUUUAAAUAUUGCGGAAAGAUUAAUCCAUAUCAACUUAGCGGCAUUUAUUACACUUCGUAUACGGAUAUCAAUGGAAAAGUGCAUUGGAUGAUUGCAACACAGAUGGAAGCAGUUUCAGCUCGACAAGUUUUUCCGUGCAUGGAUGAACCUGCAUUUAAAGCCGUCUUUCAUUUAACUCUUAUUUAUCCAGAAGGUUAUGUUGCUUUAGCAAACACCAUGGAACGAGAACCUCUACGAGUCGAUCAAAUAACAAGCGGAAACUCUGUUUGGAAUGUCAUACAGUUCCCCCCAUCGUUAAAGAUGUCCACUUACUUAGUCGCUUUUGCCGUCGGUCCAUUUGUCAGCCGUUCCAGCACUACACAGGAUGGCGUCUUGGUACGCGUCUGGGGUUGGACAGGUCAAGAAAAAGAUCUUGAAACUUCUGUAAAUAAUUCUGUAAAAUGUUUAGAUGCGAUGGCUCGUUUCACCAAUUUCAAAUAUCCUAUGGCUAAAUCAGACCAACUUGGGCUUCCAGAAUUUGUUGCCGGUGCGAUGGAAAACUGGGGUUUAAUAAUCUACAAAUAUCAGUUCAUUGCAUUUAAUCCUGCGAUUCAUAACACUUACAACAGACAAGCAGCAGUAAGAGUGGUUUGUCAUGAACUUGCUCAUCAAUGGUUCGGCGACACAGUUUCGGCAGCUUGGUGGGACGACCUGUUUCUGCAGGAAGGAAUGGCUGCAUUCUUCGAAAAUUUUGCUCCUCAACUCGCAUUUAAAGAACAACAAAAUUUCCUUGAGGAAAAGUUUUUGGUGGAAUCAAUGCAACAAGCGCUGGUCUCUGACGCCAUAGUUGAUAGUUCCCAUGCACUCUUUUACUGGGAUGGCCCUGCUUUUGAUGAUAUCACCUAUCUCAAGGGUUCUUCGCUGCUUCGGAUGAUGAGAUAUGUAUUAGGUCCGAAAAUUUUCCAAGAAGCAAUACAAGAUUAUAUAGCUACGUAUAAGUAUGGAAAUGCCAACCACGAUAUGUUUUUCCAAAAACUUACAGAUGCAGCAAAACGAAAUAACAUGAAAGAUUGGUGCAACGAACCAUUCGAUGCGUCUAUCUGGUUGAAACCAUGGUUUUAUCAACAGAGCUUUCCGCUGAUCACAGUGAAGAAUGAUAAGCCAUUAGAUCCUGCCGUUGUCACUCAAGAACCAUUCAACAGCAUUGACACUCUUCCUAAAAAUGGCACACAGUCUAUGACAAAUUAUAAUUACACGUGGCCAAUUCCUUUAUACAGUGAAAACUAUAGGAAUAAGAGUACGAAUGAGGGCUCUGUAUCAGUCGACUGGCUAGUUCCUGAUUAUGCUAAAACUCAUUGUCGGAAGCAAAUGGCGAAACCAUCAAACAAGGCUUUGCAUUGGGAACUGUAUAACACACAAUCUGUUGCAUUUAUGAGAACUCAGUAUGAUGACGUUGGAUACGAUCGACUGCUGAAAAGACUAUUGUUACACCCAGAAAAGAUUUCUCCUGCUAACAAAAUUGUACUAAUCGGAGACCAAAUAGCUUUGAUGAAGUUAGACUUUUCCAACAAAAAAAGAGCUGCUAACAAACCGUUUACAUUCAAACGAGUUUUGGAAAUGCUUGAUACACUUCUACCAACUUCUGAUCCUAAUUUUGGAGCUGUCGAACUAGCUCAAAAUUCUUUUUUGAAGGAUCUUGAGACAAUGUUUAUAGAUACUUCUGAUUACGGGCUUUUCAAGCUGUUUGUGCGACGGCUGACUGAGAGUACAUACAAAUUUCUUGGCUGGAAUAUAAGUGGAGAGUGGGAGAAAGAUGUGCUGCGGUACUUGACUUUUCCGUAUGCCGUCAGAUAUGAUGUACCUGGCGCUACUGAAAAAGCGCAGGAAUAUUUUCUCCAAUAUUUGAAAGACUGUAAAAACGCUCAAAAUGGAACUACUCUGUGCACAAACAUUCACCCUGAUCUUCGAAAAGUAGUUUACUGUGGAGGAAUAAAAGCAGGAAGUGAUAGCGAUUUUGACGCAUUGCUUGCUUUCUACAAUCAGGAAUAUAAAUAUAACUUUUAUUAUUACGAUGAAUACUAUGCUAUGCUCGAAGGAUUAGCAUGUACUCCGUCAAAAAAGAAUAUUCAUAGGUUAAUUCCUCUGUUGCUGGAUACAUACCGACUGCCACAGAACAAAUACCAUUUGGCUUCCUUGCCGCUCUACUUCUUAUCAAAGAAUCCAAUAGGUAGUGACUGUCUAGCUGAGUUUAUAAUGAAUAAUGCAUCAGUGGUGGCUAACUCACCCAAUCUGGAAGAGUAUAUCAACGCUAUGACAGUAAACUGGAAUUCAGAAAGACGUCUACAACAACUGAAAGAUAUUGCUGCUCAGUUAGCUCCACACAUAUCAGAUGAAAUGCGAAAUAUGACUGUCAAAUAUGAACAUUUAGUUGAACAACAAAUAGAGAAUCGAGUCAGAUAUACUCCUGACAUAAUUCGAUAUCUGUACGACAACAAAGAAAUUGUCAAGGAGAACAUCGAAAACUGGAUCAAACCACUGGAAUUAGGCCUGGAACCAUAUUCAUAUGACCUUAUUGUAAAGCCGUAUUUCCCUGGCUCUGCACUUUAUCCAUGGUGGAAGAAUUUAACCUUCGAUGGUAGUGUUACGAUCAAAGGACAUGUAAUCCGAACGACGCAGAAAAUAAGUAUUAACGCUCAUAGACUGAUAAUUCAACCUGAAGAUAUUCAAUUUACAUUAUAUAGUUCCGAAACACCUCCUAGAGUUUGUCAGUUCGAAAAUUUUGUUAAAGACUAUCAGAAUGGAAUUCUCGAGUUUACACUCAGUAAUGGCUGUCUAGCAAUUAUUGACUUUAAUUUCACUUUGACGAUCAACUACACAGGAUUUAUAUUUGGAGAACCAAGAAAAGGAGUAUACACUAACACAAAUUAUUUUGAAUUUAACGACAAAAAAGCGUGGAUCUUCGCUACUUAUUUUGAAUCUGGACCAAGUGCUCGUUCUCUUGUUCCUUGCUUUGAUGAGCCGCAGUAUAAAGCCGUUUGGACAGUAACCUUGUCACAUCCAGCAGACACUGUUGCUCUAGGAAAUAUGCCUGAUCAAGGAACAACUCUUGAAGCUGAUGGUUGGGCAACUACAAGAUUUAUGCCGACACCAAAAAUGUCUAGUUACUUGUUGUCGCUUGCUGCAGGGCACUUUGCUUCUCUGCAGACUAUUUCUAAAACUGGUAUACUGAUUCGGACCUGGGCCUGGACAGGCAUGGAACUGUACGCAGAACACGCUUUAAAGACGGUGAUGGGUACUGUUGACUUUAUGGGCGAAUACUUUAACUUUACUUAUCCACUGCCCAAGCUCGACGUACUUGCUUUACCACAGUACACGAAUCGAACUGGCGCCGAAGAACACUGGGGAUUGAUUCAUGUGUAUUAUUCAAGAGAGUUAGUGGAUCCUCGUUACGCAACUGCAGCAAUUUAUAUGGAUGCUGCAUCCGUAUGCGCUCAUGAAACUAUUCACCAGUGGUUUGGGAAUUUGGUAACUAUGUUGCACUGGAACGAAGUCUUCCUAAACGAGGGUUUUGCUAAUUAUUGGGAAACAAACGGUUUGAUGAAUACACAUAAGCAACAAACAGAAUAUGAAAGGUAUGAACGAUUUCGUAAAGCUACUGUUGCACUAACCUAUGAUACAGAUAUAUCAUUGGCGAAACCAGUAAUUGCAGAGAAACCCAGCUACUUUACCGGAGAAACUUACCACAAAGGAGCAACUAUGCUUCAUAUGUUGAGCAAUACGAUCGGUCCAAAAUUCUUACAACUGGGUCUUCAAGAUUAUAUAAAAAAAUACGCGUUUAAAAACGCGAUAGAAUCUAAUUUGUGGGAUGCAAUCAACAAUGCACUAAACAAGUCAGUUGAUGGUUGGAACGGCAAUCCACUAAAUAUUAGUGAACUGAUGGCUCCUUGGAUGCACCAGGCUACUUUGCCAGUACUAAAAGUGGAAAAGAAAGGGGCUGCAAUGCAGUAUUCUCAAGAACCAUAUAUAGCAGAUAUAGCGAAUCAUACAGAAGGAAAAUACGGAUACAAAUGGCCAAUACCAAUUUGGUCAAAAACUCCCAACGGACAAGAAAGUCUGCACUUCUUCGUUGAAGACAGCAAUGACCCGUAUUGGACACGACAGGUUGAGAGCCCUGCUUCAGUCGACAAUGUUGGCUUUCGGUCUUUCGUAAUGGUAUGGUAUGACGACGAUACAUGGAGUUCUAUCUACAACCAACUAAAAACUGAUCUAAACUCUUUUGACGAAAUUACUCGGGCUCAAUUCAUUAUCGACAAUUUCUACUUGAUGAAGCGAAAAGCGCUGAACUGGAAACGUUUGUUAGACCUCGGGUUGUUGUUACAAGGUGAAACAAGUCUUGCACCGGUCGCUGCAUUUACAAAGGUCAUGAAUUUGUUGCUCACUGGAUUCCGAAAUACCGAUUACGAACCACGAAUAAAGAAGUACAUCCAAAAUGUACUGAAACCAAUUUACCAACGGCAUAAUUGGAAUACGAGCGGCAUUUGGACCCAAGAUCUUCCACCAGAUUUCCGCCGAAGCCAGUACUGCUAUGGCUUGCAGAAGAAUUCUACAGAAUAUGAUUUAGUUGAAAAACUUUACACUUGGUCAGCGGUAAAUGCCAAAUAUUUUGGUAGGGAUACGGACAAUUUGCUUUAUUCCUUAUCCUGCGUUCAAAAUCAAGCCAAUGUAAACAGAAUACUGAAAAAGAUAUUUAAUGGAGAUUAUCCGUCUGCUGCGUUUGAAUAUGUUGCGCAAAAUUGUAAGGAUACCGAAAUGUUAAAAUAUUUCAAAGAUAAUCCAGAUUCUGUUUAUGGUGCUGCAGAAUUUUCUGAUUUUAUUAGAGCUGCAGUUAAAACUUACACCACUGAUGAACAAUUGAAUGAGCUGAAAUCACUUGCCAAUGUUUUGAGUACUCAAACUGACAAAGAUACGCUGGAAUCUGGCAUUAAAGUUGUUAAAGCAAAUAUUGCAUGGGUAAUAGAGAACACGAAGACGGAAGCAGGAUUAGUGCCAUGGCUCGACAAUAACCACAUCAGGCGUAUCAAAACUCUGUAG
Molecule: messenger RNA, 5487 nt
Organism: Enterobius vermicularis (human pinworm)
Lineage: Eukaryota; Metazoa; Nematoda; Chromadorea; Rhabditida; Oxyuridae
Source: the annotation of a GenBank genome assembly